Suricata suricatta (meerkat) is the source of this 1357-nucleotide messenger RNA. It is a transcript of the gene HSD17B2, whose product is annotated as hydroxysteroid 17-beta dehydrogenase 2. The record is from RefSeq and is a predicted model, not a curated record. Gene Ontology annotation, molecular function: oxidoreductase activity. Bases 116 to 1258 code for a protein of 380 amino acids. The transcript is spliced from 5 exons. Lineage: Eukaryota; Metazoa; Chordata; Mammalia; Carnivora; Herpestidae.
UUUCUCCUCCUCCCUCCUUGCCUCUCUGUUCCUAUAAACCAGGCUGCCUCCAGGCAGCCUUUGCCCACUCGUCUCACUGGUCCCGAGCACACAGAGGUGCUGGGCGUCUCUGAGAAUGAGCACCUUUUCUGGCAUGAUGUGGCUGUGCCUGGCUGUCACCGCAGCGCUGGGAAUAGUUCUUUGCAAACUCAAGAAGAGCCCAGGGCAGGUGGGGAGCAAGGUGGCCUGCCUGGUGGGCCUCUGGGGAGGGGCUUACCUGUUCAGCCCGUCCCUCUUCUGGGGCUUGAUGCUCUUCCUCCUGUCCUGUCUCCUCAUGUGUACUUACUUUUCUAGCCAGGAGUUUUUACCUGUGGAUCAAAAGGCGGUGCUGAUCACAGGUGGCGAUUCUGGAUUUGGCCAUGCUCUGUCCAAAUAUCUGGACCAGCUUGGCUUCACAGUAUUCGUGGGAGUUCUACAUGAAAAGGGACCAGGAGCCGAGGAACUGCGAAGAACCUGCUCGGAGCGCCUCUCCGUGCUCCAGAUGGACAUCACCGACUCGCAGCAGAUAAAAGACGCCCACAGCAAAGUGGUGGAAAAGCUGCAGAACAGAGGACUGUGGGCUUUGGUCAACAAUGCUGGCAUCAUCGGCUUACCAGCUGACGGGGAGCUCGUUCCCAUGACUAACUACAAACAAUGUAUGGCCGUGAACUUCUUUGGGGCCGUGGAGGUCACAAAGACAUUUUUGCCUCUUCUUAGGAAAUCCAAGGGGAGGCUGGUGAACAUCAGCAGCAUGGCAGGAGGGGUCCCCUUUGAAAAGAUGGCAGCCUAUAGCUCAUCCAAGGCAGCUCUGACGAUGUUUUCAGCAAUCCUGAGACAAGAGCUUUCCCAAUGGGAAGUUAAAGUCUCUGUGAUCCAGCCCGGAGGCUUCAGAACAAAUAUCUCGGGCACGCCUGAGACGUGGAGCAAGCUGGAGCGGGACAUCCUGGACAACCUUACCCCCGAAGUGCUGGAGGACUAUGGACAGGACUAUAUCCUUGGGCAGCUGGAUUUUCUCAAGAUCAUCAGCAGGAGCGGCAGCCCCGACGUGUCCCCUGUGCUCCGGGACAUCCGGCACGCCGUGUCUGCGAAGAGACCCUGUGCCCUUUACUCACCAGGGCCGAUGGCUUUCCCGAUGCUCUGCUUUGUGUCCUUUAGUCCUACUGGCAUAUUUGAUUAUUUUAACAAAAAGAUGUGUCACUUUACAGGGGGCGUGCCCAAAGCGUUAACUAAGCAGGCCUAAGUAAAGAAUAAGGCACACGGGCAAAUAUGUGGGAAAUGUUAGUCUCGGGAUGAAAAGAAAACUUGAACUUCCCAUUAAAGUUGUGGUUUCCUCCCUUGC